Molecule: messenger RNA, 753 nt
Organism: Castor canadensis (American beaver)
Lineage: Eukaryota; Metazoa; Chordata; Mammalia; Rodentia; Castoridae
Product: mast cell protease 8-like
Biological process (GO): proteolysis
Cellular component (GO): intracellular membrane-bounded organelle; cytoplasm
Molecular function (GO): serine-type endopeptidase activity
Source: RefSeq, a predicted model, not a curated record
AUGUACCAGCUCCUGUUCUUUGUGAUGGUUGUCCUGCCCUUCAGUCCUGAAGCAGGAAAAAUCAAAUGGGGUAGGGAGGUCACACCCCACUCUCAGCCUUACAUGGCAUUUGUAAAGUUCUACGAUCUCCAGUUAGCCAAGAAGCGCUGCGGUGCUUUCCUGGUGCAAGACAACAUAGUAAUAAUGACAGCUGCUCACUGUAAUGGAAGCAAAAUAAAUGUCACCUUGGGUGCUCAUGAUAUCAAACAAAAAGAAAACACCCAGCAGGUCAUUCCUGUUGUCAAAGCCAUCCCUCACCAGAACUAUAAUAUUAAAACAAAGGUCAAUAACAUAAUGCUAAUGAAGCUAAAAUACAAGGCUCAACUCAAUGCAUAUGUGAACACCAUCGCCCUGCCAAACAGCCAAGACUGGGUGAUACCUGGGCAGGUGUGCAGUGUGGCAGGAUGGGGGAAACUGUCUAAUGGUCAACUUGCUGAAACUCUUCAGGAAGUGAACUUAAAAGUUCAGAAUGAGCAGAAGUGCAGAAACAUCUUUCCAAACUACAACAAGUCCAUCCAACUGUGUGUGGGAAACCCUAAGGACAAGAAGGCUACUGAUAGUGGUGAUUCCAGGGGACUGUUUGUGUGUAACAAUGUGAGCCAGGGUAUUGUCAGUUAUAAAUGUCACAGUGGGAAACUUCCUCAGGUCUUCACAAGGAUCUCAAGCUUUAUGCUCUGGAUUAAGAAAACAAUCAAACAGCUUAAGCAUCUCUAG